This is a messenger RNA of Leptinotarsa decemlineata (Colorado potato beetle), 1830 nucleotides long. RefSeq names its product EGF receptor activation regulator Star (gene S). The record is from RefSeq and is a predicted model, not a curated record. Gene Ontology annotation, biological process: endosomal transport; endoplasmic reticulum to Golgi vesicle-mediated transport. Gene Ontology annotation, cellular component: plasma membrane; late endosome membrane; Golgi apparatus. NCBI's taxonomy places the organism in Eukaryota, Metazoa, Arthropoda, Insecta, Coleoptera, Chrysomelidae.
CAGGUGUACCUAAAAUAUAUGGUGGAAUAUGAACCAAAAUAAAAUUAAAAUACCCAAAUUCAUCAAAUAACAUGGUGUUUUGUUUACCCGUACUUGUAUUCACGGUCGUAUAGUAUAAGCAAAGAAUAGUGUAUGAGUAUGGCAUUUUCGUAAAAAAUAUAUUUUGCAAAAUUCUUUCCUGGGUGCUUUUAUUAUUUUUCCGGGAAAUCUCUUGGUUAAUCUGAAGUACAGGGUACUCAAUAUUUAUAAUGACCAUCUCCAGGAAUUGUCAAAAUGCUCCUGUGAUGGAUUAUAAUACACCAGAGAUGGAAACUCCAGCAAAACUGCCUGGUCACGAACCAGCAGUUGGUUUUACGAGAAAACUCCUUCCAUUGGCAGCAUUCUUUAUGGCCUUCACCACUGUUAUGACUGUAUUGAUAGUUUAUAUGGAUAAUACUGCUAUGAGGCAUUAUCAGUUUCGGGUGAAUAUGAGUCAAGAUUAUGAUCUUUUGGGUGUUUCCCAAGAUGACCCACAACUAGUUAUGUAUAUUCGUGAGGUUCACCUAUCUCCGGCAAUCGAACUACAUCAUAAACCUUUAGAAUCUAAAGAUGAAAUAUCCCAAGACACUGCUUAUGUGCUAAAGCUUUUGAAGAACAAGCAAAAUGGUUUAUUUGUUGAAGCUGGAGCAUAUAAUGAUGGAAAAACCUCGAAAACAGAAUGGCUAGAAGAGAAAUUCAAUUGGAAAGGUCUCCUAAUUCAACCUGAUCCAAGACACUACUUCAAUCUCAGAAGACAUAACCGAAAACGGUCACAGGCUAUCCAUGCUUGUCUAAGCCCCACUCCUUAUCCAAAAGAGGUAACACUCCAUCAAGAAUCUGAAGGAGUGAAAAUAAACAGCAUACACUCCAGCCUUCUUGAUGACAGUGAUUGGUUCAAUACCAGAGUGAAAUGUUUUCCUUUAUUUUCUCUUCUUUUGGCCAUGAAUAUAACAAAUAUUGAUUAUUUCAGCUUAGAGACAGGUGGUACAGAAUUGCAAGUACUUGAAACUAUACCAUUUGAACGGGUCAAUAUAGAAAUUAUAGGUGUCCACUUGACCACAAAUGACACUGAAAAGGGAACAAUUAGAAAAUUUUUGGCCACCAAACAGUAUAAAUUCAUGCAGAGUUUCAAGACCUCUUAUAUAUUCAUGAUGAAUCAUGUGAAAAUAUAAAAGUUUCACUAUUGGAGGAAAUGCAGGCCAUAGUAUUGCAAAAUAAACUUGAAAGAAAAACAAAUCAUCAACUCAAUAUUUAGUCAAGGAAAUAGUUUUAAAAAUCAAUUGAAUCACAUUUGAUUCAAACAUUUCAUAUAUGUAUUGACUGUGAGAAAACUGCAGAAAUUUUGCAAUACUAGCUUCAAUAUCUUCCUAUGAUUUUGACAAGACUCUCUUAUACAAAUGUUUCAUGGAAGAAAUUUCAGAAAUUGUUUAUGUGUAAAAUGUAUUUCUGAAUCUCCAUGAAAUCUGAUGUGCCUUCACCACUCAUUUUAACCCUCUAGUGCACUUAUAGGUAGGUGAUAGAUGAGUAAGUUUUAUUUUAUGGAGACUGAUAGCAGCUUUUCAAAAUGUUAGUAGCAUAGAGAUGCCUAAAUUUAAGGUGUACCAGGAAAAUUACAGAGUUUACUAGCCUCUUCGAAAUAGUUUGUUUGGCCUAUAAGGCUGUUAUUUAUUUCAUCAGCAUAGUUUGGCACAGACUAUUUAUUUUGUCAUUUUUGAAAAAAAUUUCAAGGUAGGUACUGUUAAAAACAAAUUCUUUCGAAAUUUGUUUCCCCACUUCAGCUAUGUAAGUUUCAGCAAAAAAGACAAGUUUGAG